CUCGCGUGUCUCACCGCAACAGUUACUAAUGAUUUCUGUCAUGAACGCCGCUUUAUGUGCCGAACUAACCGCUUUUGAUCAUUUGCAGAGAUUUAAAAGAUUUCUCGUGAAUUCUUCUCAAAGUUUGAUUUGAAAUUAACGCGCGGAGGCGGGGCUUUUAUAGACGUUGCGUACGUAACGUCAAGUCAACAUGUCGGGAAGCGCUCUUAUGAGAGUUUUAUCUUAUCUAAGCAGAACAUCACAAUUUCUACAACCGAAUAAGACGAAGUGUGUGAAUAUAAGACGACCAUUCACUGCCAAACUGGAAGGUGAAGGUCAGAUCAGACCACUAGAUGGCGUUAAAGUCUUAGAUCUGACAAGGGUUCUGGCUGGACCUUUUGCUACUAUGAUAUUGGGAGAUUUGGGAGCUGAGGUGAUCAAAGUUGAGCGACCAGGCUCAGGAGACGACACAAGAGCAUGGGGCCCUCCGUUUGUGGGCGAAGAGAGCGCUUAUUUUCUGAGUGUGAACAGGAACAAAAAGAGCAUUGCUGUUAAUCUUAAAGAUCCAAAGGGGACCGAACUUGUAACUGAGCUUGCCAAAGUCUGUGAUGUUCUGGUGGAGAAUUACUUGCCCGGGAAGCUGAAUGAGAUGGGACUUGGGUACGAGGAGUUGAGUAAAGUGGCCCCUCAGCUCAUCUAUUGCUCUAUAACAGGAUAUGGACAGACGGGCCCCGAGUCACACAAGCCUGGUUAUGACUCCAUUGCGUCUGCGGUGUCUGGUAUGAUGCACAUCACUGGUCCUGAGGAUGGAGACCCAGUCAGACCAGGUGUUGCUAUGACAGAUCUGGCCACUGGUUUAUACACUCAGGGAGCCAUCAUGGCUGCUUUGCUUCAGCGACAGAAAACAGGACGAGGCCUUCAUAUAGACUGCAGUCUUCUGUCUUCACAGGUUGCUUGUCUAACUCACAUCGCUGCCAACUACCUCAACGCUGGUAUUGAAGCCAGACGAUGGGGAACUGCCCACGGGAGCAUUGUCCCUUACCAGGGUUUCAAGACCAAAGAUGGAUAUUUGGUUGUGGCAGCGGGAAACGACCAGCAAUUUAUGAAAGUGUGCAAAUUCUGUCAUCGAACGUGUCUGUUUGCCAAGGUUCUGAACAUGAAUGGCCUGGCAGAAAGCCCAAAGUACAAAAGCAACAAGUUAAGAGUUCAGCACCGCAACGAGCUGCUGCAGAUUCUGUCCGAGAGCACCCUCCCUUCUAUCCCUUCUCAGACCUUCAUUCAGGCUUCUGUCCUCAGGUUCAUGCAGGAGACGACUGGAGAGUGGUUGAGACGCUUCGAAGGCACCGGUGUCCCCUGUGGCCCUAUCAACAACAUUCAGCAGGUGUUUGCCAACCCUCAGGUUGCUCACAAUGGCCUUAUUUUGGAAAUGGACCACCCAACAUCAGGAAGGAUAGCAGUGCCAGGUCCUGCUGUGCGCUUCAGUAGUUUUGAGUCCAGUAAUCCGAUGCCGCCGCCUGUGAUCGGCCAGCACACGGUCCAGAUUCUCAGAGACACGCUGGGCUACAGCGAUGAUGCCAUAAACCACCUGCUAGCCUCUCGGACCGUCACUCAGAACAAGGUGCAGUGAGAGACGUCUCAUCGAUUGGGAGAACAGUCCCGCAGUGUCGACCAGCGGACGGGAAAGAAUAAAUACUGCCUUCCCUCUGUUGUGAUUAAACUGGUGAAUGUCCAUCAGAGAGGAAACUGUGAAUGUAAAAAUAAUGACGUAAUGACACAUUGACACGUAAGAAUGUGCACUGCUGAAUGAGUUCAGUCUUCAAAUGAUCAGUAAUGUGCAGAUACUUUAUUCACAUCCAGAUUUAGAUCCGUACUGCCUGUUCCAUAAUUCACCCCAAAAUCAAAAGUAAAACAAACUGUAAUAUUAUCGUAUAAAUAUGUUUGUUUAAAAUGAAGCCUAUUUUUAGAACCAUUACAAUUUUCUUUUUGCAUUGUGAUACCAUUUUGAUGUCAUCACCACCAUCCAAUUCUUACGGAGCCCUUAAGGGACAAUUCAGGGAGGGUGGAAAAAAUUUGGGGUGGGAGGAAAAAUAAUUUUUCAAAUUUUUGGCGAUCUCUCGCAAAACUUUUCUGUUGCCUCAAAAAACUUUUCUCUCGCAAAGAUAUUUGACUGAUAUUUGAACAACCACUGCAAGCUGUAAAGUAAACAGAAGUGUUUGUCCGAACUCAACUGGUUUUGCGAGGGAACACAACGCAACUUUUCGAGGGAAUGCAAAAGUUUGGUAAGAGAACGUAAAACAAUUUUAAAAAUUUUUCUCCCACCCUGAAUUCCUUCCACCACCAUAUAUCCCUUUAGGGGCUCCGUAAAUUCUCAGUGGUACCAUAAUAAUACAAAUAAUUAAUAAUAGUACUACAUAUAUCAUGGGAAGUGUUUGUAAAAUAACAAAAAAAAAAAAAUGCAAAAAACUCAGUUGUGCAUAAAAUGUAGUUAUGCACAUUUUUUAUCAUGAGCAAACAUUUCUCAUUUUAUUUUAUUUAUAUGUUUUAUUAUUUAUGUUUUUUUGGGGGGGGGGGUGAACUUAUGACUUUAAUUGUGGGAUUCACUCAUACCAUUAUAAUAAUACAUAAACGAUUGAUUGAUUACCACUGUAAUAAUUAAUAGGCAGUCAUUUCAAGUACUUUGCACAAGCAAUAUAAAAAUAAGCUCUAAUAAAGAAAAGCAAUAUAAAAAUAAGCGCUAAUUUAUAAAAAAAAAAAAAAAUUUAGAUGAUUUUAUGAUCCAAUUUGAUAAGGUGAUUUUAACAUUCUAUAAGAUAAAUACUGUUCAUUACAAAAUGUAAGGUAAAGCAUAUAAAUACAAAGUUCUUACACAAAGUUGGCAUCAGCUCUUUAUUGUCAUAAAUAAUGUUUCAUGCCUGUAAGUUAUUGCUACAGAUAUGUGUAUGCGAGACACAAAUGACAUCCAUUUUGUAGAAUGGCCCAUAUUUACAUUUCAUAAUAAAUAUGACUAACAAUGUUUAUUUAUAUUUGAAAAUAUCAUAUUUGUAUACUUACUAACAUUUUAAGCAAUCAAACUCUUGUUGCUCUACAACAACUUAUCUUGGGCCGAAAGGUUAGUCUCUAUAAUUCAUCAUAUUGAUUAAUAUCAAAUUUCCAUGUGAAAUCACAAUGUGUCUUAUCUGUGGCUCGUUAGAUCUGAAAUGGUCCAGAAGUGCUGUUAUCUUCCGUCAAGUAUCUUAUUCCCGUCAUUGUGCGCUGUGAGCCGUCGCAGGUGCGAGUUGAAGGCGCAAGGUCACUUCACUGUCUUCUCAAGGCUUUUGGCUCUACACUAAUGCAUGGUGGGACUGUUUAGCCGUGCAGCGGAAUAAGCACCGUUUCUGAUGUGUAACUGCCAAAUCUUUCAUGUCCGAUUUCCUGCGGCUGGGGACACUGACUCAUAACACAGCAACGUGAGAGAAUGCAGAGAGCAAGGCACGAGAGCUUUUCAUUGUUAAGCAUUAUAGCCGGCAUGAAAUGAAAAUUCUAUUUUCUAAAUGCAUGUUAUUGAUCUUUCUUUAAAACGUUAAACUAUGCAUAUGUUUCAUUUUUUAACGCUGAAUUCUCCAAUCGACUUGAAGCCUGAUGCUUUCUUAAAAUUGACUCCAAGCUUGCACACAAGCUUCCAUUCAACCAACAACCAUUGCAAGAACCUAGCCCUGCCGUACAAUUUUGUUUUGCCUUUUAAGUACUAAACAGUUUUAAAGUAACUGACUAAAAGUAUUAGUGCUACUAACUUCACAAAUUCCUGCCACUGACAAUAUUUUGUCUGUCUUUCCAUAUGUUCACGGUUAUACGGUAGGGGGCGCUAUUACACAUCUUCUAAAAGAGUACUGCAUCUCUGGAGCAAAACACAGGUGAAGAAGAGGCGGAAACAAGUGAUCAUGUAUGUAAGCAGAUCCAUAUGUAAAAUAAUGUGAUCAAUAAACAUCAAAACUGCCUAACAUUCAUAUAUGUGACCCUGGACCACAAAACCAGUCUUAAGUGUCAAUUUUUCGAAAUUGAGAUUUAUACAUCAUCUGAAAGCUGAAUAAAUAAGCUUUCCAUUGAUGUAUGGUUUGUUAGGAUCGGACAAUAUUUGGCUGAGAUACAACUAUUUGAAAAUCUGGAAUCUGAGGGUGCAAAAAGAUCUAAAUAUUGAGAAAAUGGCCUUUAAAGUUGUCCAAAUGAAGUUCUUAGCAAUGCAUAUUACUAAAGUUUUUAUACAUUUACGGUAAGAAAUUUACAAAAUAUCUUCAUGGAACAUGAUCUUUACUUAAUAUCCUAAUGAUUUUUGGCAUAAAAGAA
Molecule: messenger RNA, 4299 nt
Organism: Onychostoma macrolepis
Lineage: Eukaryota; Metazoa; Chordata; Actinopteri; Cypriniformes; Cyprinidae
Gene: sugct
Product: succinyl-CoA:glutarate-CoA transferase
Exons: 14
Coding region: 191-1606 (471 amino acids)
Molecular function (GO): catalytic activity
Source: RefSeq, a predicted model, not a curated record